Molecule: messenger RNA, 1200 nt
Organism: Bipolaris maydis ATCC 48331
Lineage: Eukaryota; Fungi; Ascomycota; Dothideomycetes; Pleosporales; Pleosporaceae
Cellular component (GO): cytoplasm
Source: RefSeq, a predicted model, not a curated record
GCACCGAGCAUCGCCAAAUCGAAGCCAUUUGGCUGUGUGAAGUUGGAGAUGGGAUACGCAAGGAAACGAGAAAAUAGACUUUGCGCGCUGUCCAGCCGCCCGCCCUCCGCUUAACCAUGGCCUCUCCAAUGGCAGCCAGCGCAUCCUCCGACGAGCGCACCAAGCUGAUUUGGUCGCGCGUCUACCAGGAGCUAAUCCAGGAUGCCGUGCCUGAUGCGCGCUUCAACUAUGACUUCAUGGCCUUCACGCCCGACUUCAGAGGCUCUGCUGCUGCGGUCGAGCGCUUGGCUGCCCUGCCCUGCUACCACUCUGCCCAGGUCAUCCUUGCCAUGCCCGAUAAUAGCCUUGAAUGCUUGCGCGCCCGCGCCCUCAAGGAUGGCAAAAGGCUCGUUGUGGCUACAUAUCGCUUGCGCAGGGGGUUCCUCGUUUUGGACCCGGGGCGUAUCGAUGCAAGCAGAUACGAACUAGCCGCUUGCCUCGAUGGCAUGGAGAAGGCUGGUGCCGGCCGGCCCGUCACGCUCGCCCAGAUGCGCGAUGAGGGUCUUAUCAUCGACAUGUGCGUCAUUGGCGGGCUCAUCUUCAACGUCCAGGGCGUCAGUGUCUGGGGUGGGCAGAAUUUGUUCGAAGUGCAGUGGGCGAUGCUGCAAGACCUGGGCGUACUACGCCACCAGGCCCCUGUCGUUGCCAUUGCCCAUGCCUCCCAAGUGGUAGAUGAGGCUCGAAUCAGCAUGGAGACAAUCAAACCGACCAGGCCAGGAGAAGUCCAAUGUGACUUUGUCAUUACCCCGCAUACUAUUUUCACAGUCACUGGAGCCGUCAAGCCUACAGGUAGCCUCGACUUCGACACUGUAGAUCCAGAAAGCCUUCAGAACAUCCCACCACUACAGGAACUGCGGGGUAUACGCAUGAUGGAGACCAUCAUGCAAAGAAAUGGCUUCGCACCUGAGCAGAGGCCCGUGCCCCAGCUUUCUGCUGAGGAACAGAUGGGCAUUAGCAUUGUAGACAGGCUGAUGCAAAAUCAUAAGAGUUGAGCGACGAAAUCAUACCUACCCGACUCUGUCGGCAGCAAUAUCCAUUCACACCAUUAUCCGACCAGUGUUUCGUCGUGAGUUUGCUUGUCGCACUUGCACAAGAUACACCUCCAGUAGGAAUGAGUAUGCUGCACAUCGCCUUCUCUGCAAUUGCAUGCAGUCGUUAGAU